GGCGAAUGCAUUUAUUUACAACAAUACCCUCUCGAUCUCCGGUUUAUUUCAACGUCUGGUUCGUUAGGGCUUUAAUUACACCCCCAAAAGCCCGGAGCCGCCAUCUUAAUCUCCACCCAUAUCGUAGAUCGCUUCUCCACAUCACUACAUCACAAGAUAAACGUGCAUGGAGUUAUGAGAUUACACCUUGCAUGCUGUGAUAUUGCAAGGGCAAAAUGCCAAACACGUAUUUCUCAAAACUGAGAGGUAUAUUCAGACAAGGGGUUCAGAAAACCAACAUUGUUCCCGAAGCUAUCUUUCAGGACUCAUUGGAACUUCUAAUCGGUCAUGGAAAACUUCUGUUUGGUAAACCUAGGUUCUACUCUGGGUCUGGAGCGUUCGUAAAACCCAGUGACCUGAACGUUCUACUUCAGCAAUAUUCCCCAUGUGCUGCUCAACUAAACUUACAACCAGCUAGUAAGAAAAAGAAUCUUUCAGUUAUGGGAGCUGUUUCACGUACAUUUUCGACUCCAUCUGUGUCCGGACCGUCAUUCCAAGUUUGCGGGUAUCAUGUUGAAAAUCUGCAAUCUGGGUCUAGUAAUUUUUCUACCAGUAUUAGCAAUCUCAAGAUGCCUGUGGCUCUUUGCAGUUCAAAAGCUUUAGUUAAAGGAGGCUAUUUAAGUAACAUAGCUUCCACGCGUGAGAACCUUAUAGGCUCGAUUGAUAAUUUUGGUAUAUCUUCGAACAUCAGAAGUUUCCACAGUUUCAGGAAGAUAAGUAUGAAUUCAAGAAAUAACAACCAACCGGAUGGUUUCUCUAUAUACGGAUACUUUAUAUACCAUGUUGCCAAGACAAACGGUGGUUUAAACGAGUUUCUAGGGUUUCAGCUGAAGAGCUUUCAUGUCUCGGUUCCUGCGUGUUUAACUGCGGGAACAGCGUCUGAUAUGUUCUCAGACAACCGUGUGCCGGAUGAUCACAUUACGAAUUCUGCAGACUCUUCUGAUAGGAAAACCUUAUCAGACAGACCGUUGAAGCUGCUUUCUGGAUCAUGUUAUCUGCCGCAUCCCGAUAAGGAGGAGACAGGUGGCGAGGAUGCUCAUUUUAUUUGUUCGGAUGAACAAGCGAUAGGUGUAGCGGACGGUGUAGGUGGUUGGGCUGAUCUCGGUAUCGAUGCUGGGAAAUACGCACGUGAACUCAUGUCUAAUUCAGUAAGUGCUGUACAAGAUGAGCCUAAGGGUUCUGUUGAUCCCGCUAGGGUUUUGGAGAAAGCUUACACAAACACAAAAGCCAAAGGAUCCUCUACUGCUUGUAUUAUUGCACUCACAAAUCAGGGUCUAAAUGCGAUUAAUUUGGGUGAUAGUGGCUUCAUGGUAGUUAGAGAUGGAUGCACCGUUUUCAGAUCCCCUGCACAACAACAUGAUUUUAAUUUCACAUAUCAACUGGAAAAUGGAAGCAAUAGUGAUCUGCCCAGCUCUGGUCAGGUAUUCUCAAUUCCUGUUGCACCAGGAGAUGUGAUAAUAGCAGGCACGGAUGGACUGUUUGAUAAUCUGUACAACAAUGAUAUCACUGCGAUUGUGGUUCACGCGGUGCGAGCUGGUUUGGAACCACAGGCGACAGCCCAAAAGAUAGCGGCUUUAGCUCGACAAAGGGCACAGGAAAAGGAUAGGCAGACACCUUUUUCUGCUGCAGCUCAAGAAGCCGGAUUUCGGUACUAUGGUGGGAAACUUGAUGAUAUUACUGUUGUUGUCUCCUACAUCACUGCUUCAAAAGACGAGGAUUCUUCAUCAUUGAACUCUUCAUAGGUGAUCCUGUUGAAGCAAUUACUCAAUUCAGUUGCAGGGUACGUGGUGCAGUCUGUUGUUUGCUGCUUUUGUGGUCUAGUGUUUUGAUAAAAUACCGAUGCAUGCAUACCGCAGGAUAGUGAAAUUUGUAUAUAGCAGGAACUUAGUGAAAUACAGUGUUUUGUAUGUGAAGGAAUGCUGUGUUCUUGAAGAAAGGAACAGCAAAAAUGGGAGUUCUUUUUGUUGUUGAACUUUGAUGCUCCUCACCAGUAAUAUGGGGUUAAUAAUAUGUCAUAUACUUUUUUGGGAUA
Messenger RNA from Helianthus annuus (common sunflower), 2071 nucleotides. RefSeq names its product probable protein phosphatase 2C 55. The record is from RefSeq and is a predicted model, not a curated record. Bases 216 to 1781 code for a protein of 521 amino acids. The transcript is spliced from 6 exons. Lineage: Eukaryota; Viridiplantae; Streptophyta; Magnoliopsida; Asterales; Asteraceae.